AUGGGGAUUCUAGAGAAGAACAAAGACCCGGCCUACUCGCCUAUUACAGACGACCAGACUUCUGACUCUGCCAGAGAGUCGGACGACCUCAUCUACGAUGGGGACCGGUCACAGUUCAAGACGUCUCGCAGGCGCCCCGGAUGGAUGGUGAUCAUCGGGUUCGUGGCUCUCCUGGCCUACUCUGCCGUCCUCCUCACUGCUUCUUCAUGGUGGUGGAAGAAGGAGAGACUGCACGGCGCCAAUGUUAUCGACUCACCGAUAAGAGACUAUAUCAAGUACGAGCCCACGUUCUUCAAGCACACCGAGAUGGCCAAGGACACCAUGCUCGUGGGGGAGCCGAGCCCGGAGCUCGAGCGCAACUGGCACGCCAUCAUGCAGUACUUCUACGCCGAGGUGCCCAAGGAGUACAUGCAGAAGCUGGGCCGGGAGAAGGAGGGAAUUCGCAUGGCCAAUGGCAACUACCUCGCCAACUAUGCUUUUAUCCAUCAGCUUCACUGCUUGAAACGUCUUCACCACAACUUCUAUCCCGACCACUACUUCCCCGACAUGACGGAGGAUGAGCAGGCUCUGCAGAAGGAGCACAGCAUGCACUGCAUCCAGAUGCUCAUCGAGGCCAUCAUGUGCAAGGCGGACGAGACGCCGCUGACCAUGUUCUGGUUCAACGAGAGCAUCCUGCCCGGCGGCAACCGGACGAUCGCGCACGAGUGCGUCGACUGGAAGCUGCUGCUCGAGGGCAUGGAGAAGGUCAAGGUCGACCCCUUCGAGGAGGGCCUGCUCAUCCACCCCAAGUUCGGCGCCGUGGUGCCGGACGGGCGCGACACGGUGCUGGACAACAGGAUCGGCUAUGUUAUGCACGCGACCCCGUUGGACAGGGAUAAGUAUCCGUGA
Thyridium curvatum is the source of this 888-nucleotide messenger RNA. RefSeq lists its product as uncharacterized. The transcript has 4 exons. The record is from RefSeq and is a predicted model, not a curated record. Gene Ontology annotation, biological process: mycotoxin biosynthetic process. NCBI's taxonomy places the organism in Eukaryota, Fungi, Ascomycota, Sordariomycetes, Thyridiales, Thyridiaceae. Bases 1 to 888 code for a protein of 295 amino acids.